Molecule: messenger RNA, 3204 nt
Organism: Syzygium oleosum
Lineage: Eukaryota; Viridiplantae; Streptophyta; Magnoliopsida; Myrtales; Myrtaceae
Product: plasma membrane ATPase 4-like
Exons: 16
Coding region: 62-2926 (954 amino acids)
Biological process (GO): proton export across plasma membrane; regulation of intracellular pH
Cellular component (GO): plasma membrane
Molecular function (GO): P-type proton-exporting transporter activity; ATP hydrolysis activity; ATP binding
Source: RefSeq, a predicted model, not a curated record
UCCUCCGCCGGCCUCCGCGGCUGCUGCUCGGUCGGCGGCGCUCGCCGGGUGCUCGGGAGCCAUGGGGAGCAACAAGGACAUCAGCCUCGAGGAGAUUAAGAACGAGACCGUCGAUCUGGAAAAGAUUCCGGUAGAGGAAGUGUUCGAGCAGUUGAAAUGUUCGAGAGAAGGUCUGAGCUCGGACGAAGGAGCCCACCGGCUUCAGGUUUUCGGACCAAACAAACUGGAAGAGAAAAAGGAGAGCAAAAUUCUCAAGUUUUUAGGCUUUAUGUGGAACCCGCUGUCGUGGGUCAUGGAAGCUGCCGCUCUGAUGGCCAUUGCGUUGGCAAACGGUGGUAAAAGGCCUCCAGAUUGGCAAGAUUUUGUUGGUAUCAUUGUCUUGUUGGUGAUCAACUCCACCAUAAGUUUCAUUGAAGAAAACAAUGCUGGUAAUGCGGCGGCUGCCCUUAUGGCCGGUCUUGCUCCCAAAACGAAGGUUCUCAGAGAUGGCCGAUGGAGCGAGCAGGAUGCUUCGAUCUUAGUGCCUGGAGACAUCAUCAGCAUCAAACUGGGUGAUAUAGUUCCCGCGGAUGCCCGUCUCCUUGAGGGUGAUCCCCUUAAGAUUGAUCAAUCCGCUCUUACUGGUGAAUCCCUUCCCGUUACUAAGAACCCGUCGGAUGAAGUAUUUUCCGGUUCGACCUGCAAACAAGGGGAAAUAGAAGCGGUUGUUAUCGCUACCGGUGUGCAUACUUUCUUUGGCAAAGCUGCGCAUCUGGUGGACAGCACCAAUCAGGUCGGUCACUUCCAGAAAGUUCUCACCGCGAUCGGUAACUUCUGCAUUUGCUCGAUUGCCAUCGGGAUAGCAAUAGAGCUAAUGGUCAUGUACCCGAUACAACGCCGCGAAUACAGAGACGGGAUCGACAACUUGCUGGUUCUGUUGAUCGGAGGGAUUCCGAUUGCAAUGCCUACAGUUUUAUCCGUUACUAUGGCUAUUGGAUCCCACAGGCUCUCUCAGCAGGGCGCCAUUACCAAAAGAAUGACUGCCAUUGAAGAAAUGGCGGGGAUGGAUGUUCUUUGCAGCGACAAAACAGGAACCUUGACCCUGAAUAAGCUGAGCGUCGAUAAGACCUUGAUCGAGGUGUUUACCAAAGGUGUCGAAAAGGAGCAUGUCAUUCUUCUCGCAGCGAGGGCAUCUAGGACUGAAAAUCAGGAUGCAAUUGACGCUGCGAUUGUCGGAAUGCUUGCAGAUCCAAAGGAGGCCCGAGCUGGUAUCCGUGAGGUCCAUUUCCUUCCAUUUAAUCCAGUGGACAAGAGGACUGCUCUGACAUACAUUGACUCGGAUGGGAGUUGGCAUCGUUCAAGCAAAGGUGCUCCAGAGCAGAUAUUAAACCUCUGCAAUUGCAAGGAAGAUGUUAGGAAAAAGUCUCAUGCCGUGAUCGACAAGUUUGCUGAGCGUGGACUUCGAUCUUUAGCUGUUGCAAGACAGGAAAUUCCCGAGAGAACAAAAGACAGCCCAGGUGCUCCUUGGCAGUUUGUAGGUUUGUUGCCUCUUUUCGAUCCUCCCAGGCACGAUAGUGCAGAAACAAUCCGAAGAGCCCUCAAUCUUGGUGUCAAUGUGAAGAUGAUUACUGGUGAUCAACUUGCUAUUGCCAAGGAAACUGGUAGGAGGCUUGGAAUGGGGACAAAUAUGUAUCCUUCUUCUUCAUUGCUUGGCCAACACAAAGAUGCUUCGAUCGCAGCACUUCCUGUAGACGAAUUGAUUGAAAAGGCAGAUGGAUUUGCUGGAGUAUUUCCUGAACACAAGUACGAAAUCGUAAAGAAGCUGCAGGAGAGGAAGCACAUAUGUGGUAUGACUGGAGAUGGUGUGAAUGAUGCGCCAGCUUUGAAGAAGGCGGACAUCGGGAUUGCAGUUGCUGAUGCCACUGAUGCUGCCAGAAGUGCCUCGGACAUUGUCCUCACUGAACCGGGAUUGAGUGUCAUAAUAAGUGCUGUGCUGACCAGCCGGGCUAUAUUCCAAAGAAUGAAGAAUUACACGAUUUAUGCAGUCUCCAUUACAAUCCGUAUCGUGUUUGGCUUUAUGUUCAUUGCUUUGAUCUGGAAGUUCGACUUUGCGCCCUUUAUGGUUUUGAUCAUUGCCAUCUUAAAUGAUGGAACAAUCAUGACAAUCUCCAAAGAUCGAGUGAAGCCAUCUCCCCAGCCAGAUAGCUGGAAGUUGAAAGAAAUUUUCGCUACUGGAAUUGUUCUGGGAGGUUACCUGGCAUUAAUGACUGUAAUUUUCUUUUGGGUCAUGAGAGAUACUGACUUUUUCUCAGACAAGUUUGGUGUAAAAUCAAUCCGAGGUAGACCUGGUGAAAUGAUGGCUGCCCUAUACUUGCAAGUGAGUAUAGUUAGCCAGGCUCUAAUCUUUGUCACCAGAUCGCGCAGCUGGUCCUAUGUUGAACGCCCGGGACUUCUCUUGGUCAGCGCAUUCAUAGUUGCUCAGCUGGUUGCGACACUCAUAUCGGUUUAUGCAAAUUGGGGUUUUGCGAGGAUCAAAGGAACUGGAUGGGGGUGGGCUGGUGUCAUCUGGCUUUACAGCUUGGUGACGUAUGUUCCGCUUGAUAUUCUUAAAUUCGCAAUUCGCUACAUUCUGAGCGGGAGAGCAUGGGAUACCCUUUUGGAUAACAAGACCGCCUUCACUACCAAAAAAGACUAUGGCAAAGAAGAGCGAGAAGCUCAGUGGGCAACUGCACAGAGGACUCUACACGGCCUUCAGCCUCCUGAAACCAGCAACCUUUUCUCUGACAAGAGUAGCUACAGGGAGCUUUCAGAGAUUGCAGAGCAAGCCAAGCGACGAGCUGAGGUCGCGAGGCUGCGCGAGCUACAUACUCUGAAGGGCCAUGUCGAAUCCGUGGUCAAGCUCAAAGGCUUGGACAUCGAUUCCAUUCAGCAGCAUUACACAUUCUGAGGGGCUUUUCAUCCGAAGCAGAGGAGAUCAUAUCGUGGAGAAAUGGAAAGUAGUCUUAAGGAUUAUGAUGACGAAGAAGCGUAUGGAGCUUUUAUUAGUCUAAUAGGACAGCAGAAAACGAAGUCGGUAGCGGUCAGGGUCGUAGAUUUUUGCUGUCACCAGUAUAAUGCAUGGGGGCUGCUUUCUCUUUGACAGAAUGAGAUUUAACUCUUCCUUUCAAAGUAGCCAUGUUCAAGUAAAUUACUGAAUCUUGUUCGGAUUUUAAUGAUUAUGUUUUG